GCUGCCACGGAAUCCGGAAGCGCUUCCGACUCAGCGGCGGCUCCUCUCUUCAUUCAGGCUGCCGCGGUGGAAAUUCGCCUCUCUUCGGACCCUCGUCGGUAUCUGGCUAGCGAUAGAUUCGUGUUGGGCUCGGCAGACGGAGCGGAACCAUGGCAGGUCGGCUCCCGGCUUGCGUUGUUGACUGCGGCACGGGGUACACCAAGCUUGGAUAUGCAGGAAACACGGAACCGCAGUUCAUCAUCCCUUCCUGUAUCGCCAUCAAGGAGUCUGCCAAGGUCGGCGACCAGGCGCAGCGCAGGAUGAUGAAGGGCGUCGACGACCUGGACUUCUACAUCGGCGACGAAGCCAUCGACAAACCUUCGUACGCCACGAAGUGGCCCAUCCGUCACGGCAUCGUGGAGGACUGGGACCUGAUGGAGAGGUUCAUGGAGCAAGUCAUCUUCAAGUAUCUGCGGGCAGAGCCUGAAGAUCACUACUUCCUGCUGACCGAGCCUCCGCUCAACACGCCUGAAAACAGGGAGUACACCGCCGAGAUCAUGUUCGAGUCCUUCAACGUCCCGGGCCUCUACAUCGCCGUUCAGGCUGUCCUGGCGCUGGCGGCCUCCUGGACAUCCCGACAGGUCGGGGAACGGACGCUGACGGGGACCGUGAUCGACAGCGGAGACGGCGUGACGCACGUCAUCCCAGUGGCUGAAGGCUACGUCAUCGGCAGCUGCAUCAAGCACAUCCCCAUCGCUGGGCGGGACAUCACCUACUUCACCCAGCAGCUGCUGAGGGAGCGAGAGGUGGGGAUUCCUCCGGAGCAGUCGCUGGAGACAGCCAAGGCGGUGAAGGAGCGCUUCAGCUACGUCUGCCCCGAUCUCGUUAAGGAGUUCAACAAGUACGACACGGACGGCUCCAAGUGGAUCAAACAGUACACGGGCGUGAACGCCAUCUCCAAGAAGGAGUUCACCAUCGACGUGGGAUACGAGCGCUUCCUCGGCCCCGAGAUCUUCUUCCACCCAGAGUUUGCCAACCCCGACUUCACCCAGCCCAUCUCAGAAGUGGUGGAUGAAGUCAUCCAGAACUGUCCCAUCGAUGUCAGACGUCCUCUUUAUAAGAACGUGGUUCUCUCUGGAGGCUCCACCAUGUUCAGGGACUUUGGCAGACGCCUGCAGCGAGACCUGAAGAGGACCGUAGAUGCUCGGCUGAAGAUCAGCGAGGAGCUCAGCGGCGGCAAGUUAAAGCCGAAGCCCAUCGACGUGCAAGUCGUCACCCACCACAUGCAGAGGUACGCCGUGUGGUUCGGAGGAUCAAUGUUGGCAUCGACUCCGGAGUUUUACCAAGUGUGCCACACCAAGAAAGACUACGAGGAGAUCGGGCCGAGCAUCUGCCGCCACAACCCAGUAUUUGGAGUCAUGUCUUAGGCGGCUUUCAGGAGAGGCCAGAGGAAUUACAUAAGUGGUAAUAAAAUUAAAACAAAAAAAUAAAUAAAAAAACACGGAGAAAGAGCUUUUGCACGACGCACCGCCUGAUCCGAACACAGCGAGAGUGGGCCAAACGAGCCACUGGCAGAGGGAACGGAGAAGACUCAUCUGGAGGAUCCUUGUGCAAAACGAGAAAAAAAAAAAACGUACAAAAACGAAACAGUUUAAAAUAAGUAAAUCUUGACUUUCUUUGUGCCUGGUAGUCCUAUAUCCUCACAGGGUUGUAAUUAAUCGCCAUGAGUCCUGUAAAAACACCUCUGUGUAUAUGCGUUGAGUUCUUUGCUCUGUUGUUUCCUCUCGGGGUUGUCAUGGGAUCAUUCUUCAAAAACUUCAUCGCGUCAGACACCUGUAAUCAUUCCCCUUUUUUUUUAUUUGUCUUUUUAAAAAGGUUAAGAUAAUCAGCUCUAAUAAAGCAUCUUUUUUUGUA
Molecule: messenger RNA, 1893 nt
Organism: Fundulus heteroclitus (mummichog)
Lineage: Eukaryota; Metazoa; Chordata; Actinopteri; Cyprinodontiformes; Fundulidae
Product: actin-related protein 3
Exons: 12
Coding region: 150-1406 (418 amino acids)
Biological process (GO): Arp2/3 complex-mediated actin nucleation
Cellular component (GO): Arp2/3 protein complex; actin cortical patch
Molecular function (GO): actin filament binding
Source: RefSeq, a predicted model, not a curated record